Sorex fumeus (smoky shrew) is the source of this 2565-nucleotide messenger RNA. It is a transcript of the gene AKAP3, whose product is annotated as A-kinase anchoring protein 3. Lineage: Eukaryota; Metazoa; Chordata; Mammalia; Eulipotyphla; Soricidae. Gene Ontology annotation, cellular component: sperm principal piece; cytoplasm. Gene Ontology annotation, biological process: intracellular protein localization. Bases 1 to 2565 code for a protein of 854 amino acids. The record is from RefSeq and is a predicted model, not a curated record. The transcript is spliced from 3 exons. Gene Ontology annotation, molecular function: protein kinase A binding.
AUGUCGAAGAAGAGGGUUGAUUGGUUACAAAGUCCAAAUGGAGUAUGCAAAGUUGAUGUCUAUUCACCCGAAGAUAACCAACCCCAAGACUGGAAAAUGGAAGCUUCAACUGAUCCGAUCAGAGUGCUCAGCUGGCUCCGGAAAGACCUGGAAAAAAGCACAGCAGGAUUUCAAGAUGUUCGGUUCAAGCCCGGAGAAUCAUCAGUAGGCGGGGAAAUGGCCCAACCAGCAGACCAACACACGGGUUUCAUGAUGGACUAUUGCAACACCACUAAUAAGUGCCACCCAGGGAGAUUGCAUUUUGAGGUGUGCCACAGGGAAAUUCCACCUCAGGGCGUCUGUGCCCGAAUUGGCAACAAGGGUGCAGUGGAUGAAAUUUCCUUCUAUGCUAAUCGCCUCACAAAUCUAGUCAUAGCCAUGGCCCGCAAGGAAAUCAAUGAGAGGAUAGAUGGCACAGAUAACAGAUGUGUCCAUCAGUCUCUGUACCUGGGGGAUGAUCCUCCAUCCCCCAAGAGUCUGAGCACGGUGGCCUCGGAAUUGGUGCAGAAAACUGUCUCUGAAUGUUCCAGAUCUAUUAUGAAUGAUAAGUCUUCUGACUCUGGUGACAGAGAUACACCCCAGAGAUCCCCUGGUGUGAGAUUCAAGAGCACUUUGAACAUAAAGGAGAGCCCCAAGGAAGGCAGGUGUUACUAUGACAAACCUACUUCUAAGUCUUUCUUCUAUAAGGAAGAAUUUGAAUCUCGUAAUGCAGGGGAUGCCCGAGAAGGAGGAAGGAUAUUCCUACCUGGGGAGAGAAGGAUUCUGAGAGGACUAGAAAGGCCUGAUGACUUUACAACUUCUGUUAGUCAAGGGAUCAUGACAUAUGCAAACAACGUGGUAUCGGAUAUGAUGACGUCUAUCAUGAAGACACUGAAGAUCCAAGUGAAGGAUACCACCAUAGCCACCAUCCUCCUCAAGAAGGUGCUGAUCAAGCAUGCCAAAGACGUCGUCUCCGAUCUCAUCGACUCCUUCAUGAAGAACCUCCACAAUGUCACGGGGGCCCUGAUGACAGACACAGACUUUGUCUCUGCUGUGAAAAGGAGCUUCUUCUGUCAAGGAAGCCAGAAGGCCACAGAUAUCAUGGAUGCCAUGAUGACGAAGCUUUACACCAUGGUAUUUUGCAAGAAACAACCCGACACUCUUAGGAAAGACAUGUCUGAGGUUUAUUCCCUUUUCUCCAUGAAUCAAAGAGACCCUAAACUUCGAAACAUCAACUUUAGCUCAAUGAAAUCCGAAGGUAAAUUUCAGGAAAAAGUAUCCACGUCUCCAUGCAAACCGCCAGAAAAGAGUUGUAUUGAAACACUGGGUGAACACUUAGUCAAAGAGGGACUGUCCUUAUGGCAUAAGCAUCAUCAAAAAGACAAAAAACCAGUGUUCCCGUGUGUAAACUUUGACCUUCCUGACAAACAGUUUAAGCCUACACCUGAAAUGCCCCUUGGAUUUCCACUGGAUCCUUGUGAUUUCUGCCCUACUAUGCCCCCCCAGGGGCCUGUGCCUUGCCCAGAGACCAAUUUUGUGUGUGAUUCUGACUCCUGGGCCAAAGACCUGAUUGUGUCUGCCUUACUUCUGAUUCAGUACCACCUGGCCCAGGGGGGAAAUAUGGAUGCCCAGAGCUUCCUUGAAGCUGCUAGUUGUUCCAACUUUCCCCACAGAAAGUCCCCUGAGCCCUGCUUGAAGUCUCCUGUGAAAGAAAUGGAGCAAGAAGUGGCCGAGAAGAAGGAUCUGAUGAGUGUUUUCUUCAACUUUAUCCGGAAUCUACUUGGCGAGACGAUUUUCAAGGGCGAGCGGAACACUGAAAAGAUGGACGAAUCACCAGUUAUUGAAAACGAGUUCCGCCGGUGUGAAAGACCAAUGACCCCUUGUCCCAUCAACUCAUGUGAGUCAGAUGAGAAUAGCGGUGGCGGUGGUUUGCUCUCUGGGUUAACCAAGAUGGUGGCCAAUAAGCUAGAAGGCCACAUGAAUGGGCAGAUGGUAGAACAUCUGAUGGACUCCGUGAUGAAGCUGUGUCUCAUUAUUGCCAAGUCCUGUGACUCGCCCUUGUCAGACCUGGGAGACGAGAAGUGUGGGGAUGCCAACAGGACGACUUCGAUCAUCCCAGAGUGUCUACUCGAGUGUUUGCCCUCCAAGGGCACAGGGACUGCAGAGGCUCUCUUGCAGAAUGCCUACCAAGCUAUUCACAACGAACUGCGGUGUGUGUCUGGGUUGCCCCCUGAGGGCUGUGAGACACCCAAAGUGAUCGUGAGCAAUCACAGUGACACAGAUACGGUUCAGAACAAAGAACUCCAGGCUGUGCUGCAGUGGGUCGCUGCUUCUGAGCUCAAUGUCCCUAUCUUGUACUUCGCUGGUGAUGACGAAGGCAUCCAGGAAAAGCUGCUUCAGCUCUCGGCAGCGGCGGUGGAGAAGGGCCGCAGCGUGGGCGAGGUGCUCCAGUCGGUGCUGCGGUACGAGAAGGAGCGGCAGCUGGACGAGGCGGUGGGAAACGUGACUCGACUGCAGCUGCUGGACUGGCUGAUGGCGAACCUGUGA